Gigantopelta aegis is the source of this 4298-nucleotide messenger RNA. RefSeq names its product putative elongator complex protein 1. The transcript has 34 exons. NCBI's taxonomy places the organism in Eukaryota, Metazoa, Mollusca, Gastropoda, Neomphalida, Peltospiridae. Gene Ontology annotation, molecular function: tRNA binding. Gene Ontology annotation, cellular component: cytosol; elongator holoenzyme complex. The coding region runs from base 127 to 4152 and encodes 1341 amino acids. The record is from RefSeq and is a predicted model, not a curated record. Gene Ontology annotation, biological process: tRNA wobble base 5-methoxycarbonylmethyl-2-thiouridinylation.
AUUCAAAAUGGCGCUUCCCAUGGGGACAUGAUUUGCAGCAAGAAUGUUUAUUUUUCUUUAUAAAGUUCUAUAAUGAGCUGUAUUAAAUAGGACAUGUAAAUCAUUCUAGCUGUCUACUAAGAAGCCAUGAGAAAUUUAAAACUUCUGCGUUGUGAACAAACCCCAGCCUGUGAGAGUUAUCCGGAUGUCCGUCAGUCCAGCAUAGAUCCAGAUACUGGAACACUAUACUGUGCAACAAGAACGUUAUUGUUUGGAUUGACAAGUGAUGGAAAGAAAUGUUAUGAAGCUCCUUUGACCGAGUACAUUCCAACCGAUGGGUCUGGUGAUGUCAUUGGUUUACAGUAUCUUCCAGAUCAGCAGUCAAACUGUGUCGCCACUAGCUCAGGAGAUGUUCUGCUGUGCAAUUCCUCCUAUCAAGAGAUUGAAUGUGUUGGUAAUGUCGAUAGUGGAUUGUUGGCUAUGGCGUGGAGUCCAGAUCAAGAUGUGGUUGUAUUUGUUACAGGAGCCGAUACUUUAAUUUUGAUGAAUCGAGAAUUUGAUCCCAUCACAGAGGUACCACUUCAACCACCGGAUGCAGGAGAAGCUGAAUUUGUGAAUGUUGGCUGGGGAAAAAAAGAAACCCAGUUUCAUGGAUCAGAGGGAAAAGAUGCUGCCAAGAAGAAGGCGGAGGAAGUUGGUCAAGCACUAUACAUGGAUGAUCAGCGACCACGGGUGUCCUGGCGAGGUGAUGGUCAAUACUUUGUCGUCAGCAGCAUUCACAAAACAACAGGAUGCCGGUGUCUACAUGUGUGGACCAGGGAGUGUAUACUUCACUCAACAGGGGAGGUGCUUAAUGGUUUGGAGCAAGCCCUUGCUUGGAAACCAAGUGGCAGUCUGAUUGCGUCGACAAGGAGAAAGCCAAACAAACAUGAAGUGGUGUUCUUCGAGAAGAAUGGACUGAACCAUGGGGAAUUCACUCUGCCAUUCCAACACGAUCAGAUUACGGUGUGUGAGCUGUUGUGGAACUCUGACUCCACAGUGUUGGCUGUUUGGUGUGAAGAGUUGACACCGUCAAAGGACAAUGAUGGUCGUCGGUCAAACACAUACAUUCAGUUGUGGACUGUGAACAACUACCACUGGUAUCUGAAGCAGAGCCUUCACUUCAUCUCACAGCCGGGUGAUGGCAUUGUGACUGUUCUGUGGGACCCCGAGCAGGCCUACAAGCUACACGUCGUGUUGUCCAGCGGUCAGCACCUCGGUUACACCUGGGCCUGGACCACAGAUAACAGUCUCGGGAAGUCGGCUGAUGAUGACGCAGUCACUGCUGUUAUUGAUGGAGACCAAGUUCUGGUGACUCCGUUCCGUGUGAUGGUUGUCCCCCCACCCAUGUGUGCGUACAGUCUGCAGCUCCCGGCCCCAGUCUGUCAGGUAGCGUUUGGCUCGGACAGAGCCGACAUUGCUGUGAUCACAAACAACAACAAACUAGCUAUCUACAAACAACUGGACAGCAGUGACAAAGAGACAAAAUCUGAUGACAGUGUAACCAUAUCGGCAGCUGGUGGUAAUGGUUUCAAGUCUCAGUGCAACACACACAGGCUACAGGCUGUUUACAGUAUUGAUGUGGGCAGCUCAGGACUGGACCGAGACUCUCUGACAGUGAUGCAUCUCACCUGGGUCUCGGAUGACUUGUUUGUCUUUGCUGUCACCGACUCCACCACCAGAACAUCUCUACUGUGUUCAGCCUCACUGUCAAACAGUAGUCUGCAGAUCAGCUGUGUGACAGAAGUUCAACAUGGAGUGGUGUCGAGUCUGUGUCGCAGUCUGAAGGCUGGUACUUUGGCUCUACAGACUCAGGAUGGAUCUCUCUUCAGGUUCACUCCGGCAUCGUCCAGUGGAGAGAGUGGGAAACUUGAAUCGUGGUCAGACAGCCGAGGGGCAGUUAUCAGAUUUCCAUACUUCUGUACACAGAUGGCCACAUGUGCGUUUGCCAAUAAUGAAGUAGUACUUGGACUGACAGAGAGAUACAGGUUUUAUGUCAAUGAUGUGGAGUUUGCCUCCAACUGUACAUCAUUUGCCAUCCAUGAUGAAUUCCUCCUGCUCACGACGCUGGCUCACACACUGCGCUGUAUCUGUUUCACUACAAAGGUGUCUGAUCUGCACAGUCUGCUGCAUGGUAAAGCUCACCCGUUUGACGAGAGUGUACGACGGGUUGAACGGGGGUCACGAAUCGUGACUGCUGUGCGAGGGGAGACAACUGUUGUUCUGCAGAUGCCGCGUGGAAACCUCGAGGUUAUCCACCCGCGAGCUCUGGUCCUCUCAGCCAUCAAGAAACAUCUUGACAAUCUACAGUACCAGAAAGCUCUGAUUCUGAUGAGAAAGCACCGAAUUAACACCAAUCUGAUCUAUGACCAUGACCCGGAGUGUUUCCGAAACAAUGUGCUCCAGUUUGUGUUACAAGUGAAAGAAGCCAACUACAUCAACUUGUUUCUCACGGAUCUCCAGGAAGAAGAUGUAACUGUCACAAUGUACACAGCAACCUACAAGAGAGUGCCAGUUGCUGUAGUUGAUGACGACGAUAGUGAUAAACCUAAAAAAGUGGAUGUUGUGUGCGACUGCAUGCGAGAAGCUCUGACUGCUAUAGAUAAAGACAAAUACAUCCUCUCCAUUCUGACGUGUCACGUGAAGAAAACCAAGCCAGACCUGGAAGAGGCACUGCACGUCAUUAAGCAGGUCAAAGAGAGUCCUGCAGGGUCGCGGUCUGUCACAACGGACGAGACUCUCAAGUAUCUGCUUUUCCUCGUCGAUGUCAACAACCUGUACGAUGUCGCUCUCGGAAUGUACGACUUCGACCUCGUACUCCUGGUGGCUCAGAAAUCACAGAAGGACCCUAAAGAGUAUGUACCAUUUCUGAAUGAGUUGAGGCGUAUGGAAGGCAACAUGAUGAAGUAUACAAUAGACGUUCAUUUACGAAGAUUCCACAAGGCUCUUGUACAUAUCAGUAAAUGUGGACCAGAUCAUUUUGACCAGUGCUUGUCUUUAAUACAAGAGCAUAAACUUUACCUGGAGGCCAUACCAUUAUUUCCCAAUUCAUCCAACAAUUACAAGCAAGUGUGUAAGGUCUAUGGCCAGUACCUGUGUGAGAAGAACAGACAAGAUGAAGCAGGCGUCAUGUUUCUGAAAGCGGGAGACUGGCAGAUGGCGCUGGACGCGUUUGUGUCAUGUCACAACUGGCGACAGGUCUUCUGUGUCACCUCACUGUUGGGCUACACGCCGGACAAGGAGAUCCAGAUAGCGAGAAAACUGGCUGCCCAGAUAAAGGACCUGAAGAACUACAGUGAUGCUGCUGUUAUAUUUGAACAACAUGCUAAGGAUACCGAGGAAGCCAUUGUUUGUCUUGUGGAAGGGUGUCUUUGGGAUGAAGCACUACGAAUGAUGUACAAGCACACGCGUACUGACUUCAUUGAGACAAAUCUGAAAAGUGGAUUACUGGAAAGUCACAGUCACACGAUGGAAGGACUACAGAGCAUGAGGACCGACUUUGACAAACACAGACACAGACUUAGAACUGUCAGAGAACACAAGAGGAAAGCAAGUCUGGACCUGCUAGAUGGCGAGAGUGCAAUGAACGUCCACAAUUCAGACCUGUUCUCUGACACCAGCAGUGUCCUGUCUGCUCAGUCGACGGUCGACAGUCGGAGAUCCACCGUCAUCAGCAGGGUGUCUGGACAGUCGGCCCGAAGUCGUCGUAGAGGAGAAACCAAGCGGUGGAGUCUGAAGGAAGGGAGUCAGUUUGAAGAGUUUGCCUUGAUCGACGCUCUGUCUAAACUCAUCGUGUCUGUCGAUUCCAUGAGAGAUGAAAUAAAUAGUCUGAUGAAAGCGUUGGUCCAGUUCAGUUUUGACGAGAAAGCAGCAACAUUACAGAGUGUAUACGACAAAUUCCUCGGACUGAUAGAGAAAUCAAUUCCUGACAUUUGGUCUGACGACGAUGCUGCAGGUUCUACUAACCAACCAACUCUUGGGCCAGGAUUGACUGCCAAUGCUAUUGCUCAGGCCAUGCAGAAAGGAGAAACUCAGAAACAGUCUGAGAAAUUAGAUCCCGUACUUCGUGUUCCACCCAAACUAAGGAAAGAGGUUCGAUGGCGACUGCAUAUGGUGCAGAGCACAGAUUCCUGAAAUACUGAUCUUCUCAUAGUCCAUAAUAAUAAUAAUAAAUAAGCCAAUACCUUCGGUCCUAGGGCAUAGACAAUUUUGCCUUGUCAUCUCUGCCUUUGUGUGAGCAUUGAUAAAUCGUGAACAAAAAUAAAAUGCAGGUUUUUAAA